This is a messenger RNA of Penicillium paradoxum, 780 nucleotides long. RefSeq lists its product as uncharacterized. Lineage: Eukaryota; Fungi; Ascomycota; Eurotiomycetes; Eurotiales; Aspergillaceae. The transcript has a single exon. Bases 1 to 780 code for a protein of 259 amino acids. The record is from RefSeq and is a predicted model, not a curated record.
AUGGACAUGCGCACUCUCAUCGCCGCCCAGCGUGUAUGCCAUGCAUGGGCGGAUAUGAUUCGUACAUCGUGCUCGCUGCAAGAAGCAUUGUUCUUGUUACCAGCCAGAAAUAAUAGGAAAGACGAGUCUCGAGUGUACAACCCCCUGCUGGCAAAAUCAUUUCCCUCUAUCUUCCCCACGGAAGACCUGCGAGAGCUCGCAGGCGACAGAAUGGAGGAAAUUGAACUCGGGCGUUUUGAUCUUAUGAGAAAUUCAACGAUAAGAGAGAUAUACCUCCGACCUGAGGCGAGCUGGCGUCGUAUGUUGACGCAACAUCCACCAAUAUAUACCAUUGGGGAAUUUGCCUCGUUUGUGGGACAUUAUGGUCUCUCUUGGCAUCAAGACCGAACAACAAGGCAGGAAGAGGGACUUCGAAUGGGGACAUUCUUUGAAUGGCUUGUUGGUCUGGGACUGUAUAGAUGGAAUGGCGAGUCAAUUAAGAUUUGCCUGGGUGGAUCUGUACCGCUUAACACGCCGCUUGAAAUUCAUGAGCGGAUUCCGUAUCUUGAUAUCAGAGAGAUAAAUGCCGAUUGGAGGGUUAUGAGUGCUGGGUUUGAUCUUGUGUUGGUGGCAAGUUCGGGGGGCACGUGUAUGGAUUAUGAAGAGCCGGGUGAUCCAGAUUGGAUUAAGAGUCCGAAUGAAAUUGCCUGGGAAGAGAUUUGUGAGGGUUAUCGUGAGUUGGGGCUGAGCAUGGUUGAGUUGCAGAUGGUACGGUAUAAGGAAGGGUCUUCGAUGUGGUAG